AUGCUCGUGGCGCGCGCGUUUCAGGCUUUCUUCAAUGCUCCAGCGGGAGCCGUUGGUCCGGCCGUGGUUGUAGAGCUGUUUUUCGCCAAAGAAAGAGGCCAGAAACUUUUCAUCGGAUACCUUUUCUUCUCACCCGAAACCCGAUACAUCCGACAAGAGGCCAAUCCCGUCUCACCUACAAAGCCGACGCCGGUCCAGAAAUACUUGACAUUUGGGAAAAUACCCGGCUCCCAACCACUGCGACUAAGAGACUUUUGGUUGCCCUUUACGUCGCUUGCCAAGGCCAGUGUAAACACGACCGCUCUUGCGCACAUGGUCAUUUUCUGCUUCUGUAGCGUCUUGGUAUGCAUUGAGAUCCCGGCACUACUCGGCAGCAAGUUCAAUCUCAACUUCGAAGCUAUCGGCCUCAACUUCAUUCCAUUAAUAAUCGGAAAUGUAAUUGGUGAAAUUGUCAGCGGUCCACUCAGCGACUGGUGGCAGAAUCGAGCUAUCAAAAACGGCAUUCCGCCAUUACCUGAAAGGCGAUUGUGGCUAUUCUACCCAGCCCUCGGGUUCUGUUUUGCGGGAAUCACUGUGUUUCUGGUCACUCUAGAUCAGGCUACCGAGGGCAAGUGGAAUGUCCGCCCUGACAUCGGACUAGCACUUGCAGGACUCGGCAACCAGAUGAGCACAACAAUCUUAUUUACUUACGCUGUUGACAAGAACCCUACUCACUCGGGCGAAGUUGGAGUUAUCCUCGUCCUUGUCCGGCAGAUUUGGAGCUUUAUUGGUCCGUUUUGGUUUCCUAUUAUGUUCAGGUCUAUUGGACUCGGAGGUAGUGCCGCCCUGAGUUGUGGGCUUAUGGCAGUGUUCUCAGGUUUUGUCGUGGCAGGGCAGCACAUCUUGGGCAGCCGUCACGCCAAAUAA
Molecule: messenger RNA, 906 nt
Organism: Clonostachys byssicola
Lineage: Eukaryota; Fungi; Ascomycota; Sordariomycetes; Hypocreales; Bionectriaceae
Source: the annotation of a GenBank genome assembly